GACAAGGCCCAGACCAGCCCAUCUCACAGAGCACCCUGUGACGCACGCAGAGGAAAAAUUUGCAAAAAAGACCAGGCGCAGGCGGCAAAACCAACAGAACAGGCCUAUGUUCCCAUCGAGUCGAGACGAGACCGUCCUCCGCCCGAGUCUCGCUCGCUAGCUAGGGUUUCCACCAAUGGCGGCGCCCACCACCUCCCGCCGCGGCCCCGGCGGCGCCCGCAACAUGGACGACGAGAACCUCACCUUCGAGACCUCCCCGGGGGUCGAGGUCGUCAGCAGCUUCGACCAGAUGGGCAUCAAGGACGACCUCCUCCGCGGCAUCUACGGCUACGGUUUCGAGAAGCCCUCCGCCAUCCAGCAGCGCGCCGUGCUCCCCAUCAUCAACGGCCGCGACGUCAUCGCGCAGGCCCAGUCCGGUACCGGCAAGACGUCCAUGAUCUCCCUCACCGUCUGCCAGAUCGUCGACACCGCCGUGCGCGAGGUGCAGGCUUUGAUUCUCUCGCCUACUAGGGAGCUUGCUUCCCAAACAGAGAGAGUUAUGCUGGCUAUUGGGGACCACCUCAACGUCCAAGUGCACGCUUGCAUUGGUGGAAAGAGUAUUGGUGAGGACAUCAGGAGGCUCGAGAAUGGGGUGCAUGUCGUCUCUGGAACUCCAGGCAGAGUCUGUGAUAUGAUCAAGAGGAGGACACUGCGGACCAGAGCCAUCAAGCUUCUAGUUCUGGAUGAAGCUGAUGAGAUGUUGAGUAGAGGCUUUAAGGAUCAGAUUUACGAUGUCUACAGAUAUCUCCCUCCAGAACUUCAGGUGGUUUUGAUCUCUGCAACUCUUCCUCAUGAGAUCUUGGAGAUGACUAGUAAGUUCAUGACCGAACCGGUUAGGAUCCUUGUGAAGCGUGAUGAGCUGACCCUGGAGGGCAUCAAACAAUUCUUUGUUGCUGUUGAGAAAGAGGAGUGGAAGUUUGAUACACUUUGUGAUCUUUAUGAUACACUCACCAUCACCCAAGCUGUUAUUUUCUGCAAUACUAAGAGAAAGGUGGAUUGGCUCACUGAAAAAAUGCGUACAAAUAACUUCACCGUAUCAGCUAUGCACGGUGACAUGCCCCAACAAGAAAGGGAUGCCAUUAUGGGUGAGUUCAGGUCUGGCGCAACUCGUGUGCUAAUAACUACAGAUGUUUGGGCUCGAGGACUGGACGUUCAGCAGGUUUCACUUGUCAUAAAUUAUGAUCUCCCAAAUAAUCGUGAGCUUUACAUCCAUCGCAUUGGUCGUUCUGGUCGUUUUGGGCGCAAGGGUGUGGCGAUCAAUUUCGUGCGCAAGGAUGACAUCCGUAUACUGAGAGAUAUAGAGCAGUACUACAGCACACAAAUUGACGAGAUGCCAAUGAAUGUUGCUGAUCUUAUUUGAGCAGCAAGAGGAUCGGGAGGGGAGCUUCUUGUGUUGGCUUGAGGCCCUUGGCGCGAGUGUGGCUGUGGACUGGAGCAGAUGGGCUUUGUAGUUGGGUGUGGAGCAGAGAUUAUUUCCGUUUUUGCCAUGGCAUGAACUGUAUAUAUUUUAGCUCGCUCCAGCUCAUGUAACACUUUGUUGCUGCGUUUGUGCUUGGGAUACGAAGACCUGUGUUGAUGGCUUCGUUAGUGUGACACUGAUUUGGCGUCGGAUUUUUGUUUGUCAUCUGUCAUUCCUGUGCUGAUCUGAAUUGCUGUUUGUUUAUUAUUAUUAUUAUUACAAUUACUAUCAAUUAUUAUGGUUGACUGGUAUUACAAUUA
This is a messenger RNA of Zea mays, 1758 nucleotides long. RefSeq names its product eukaryotic initiation factor 4A-III homolog A. Gene Ontology annotation, molecular function: nucleic acid binding; RNA helicase activity; ATP binding. Bases 176 to 1399 code for a protein of 407 amino acids. NCBI's taxonomy places the organism in Eukaryota, Viridiplantae, Streptophyta, Magnoliopsida, Poales, Poaceae. The record is from RefSeq and is a predicted model, not a curated record. The transcript has 8 exons.